AUGGUUCCUCCCUCCCCUAUCUCCUCUCAGGAGGCCAACCACUACUACCACGGUCUGUACUCAAGGCCAGUUCUAGUAGCCCGUACAGGAACGAUUCUUUGGAAGCCUCCUGUGAGCCCGCCAGGCUACUUCCUACGAAAGGUACUUCUUAGUGUUGGCAAUCACCCCCUUACCGAACUUUGGGAGGCGAACCUUGCACUACAAAUUCAUAAAAUCCUGGACUCUAAGGAGAUAAAGUGGACGAGUACAGAUGUGGUACGUAUUGGUGUGGUUGGAGAAUCAAUCACACCGGUAAUCAUCUGGAUUGGUGUCCAGCCUGAUACACUCUCCUGGGAAGCGGGCUACUCGGUUGCUAUAGAGUGCAAGGAGCUUCUUGUGGCAAACCGGAUACUGGAUGUUGAGGUCGAAAUCCGUGAGUCUGUUGUGACUCGCUAUUCUGGUCCUACCUUUGCCAAGCCUGCUGCCUUGGGUGACCCCACUGCAGAGCUCCUCGAGCCGCUUACGUCUACCCUUGGCCUUUCCAUCUGCAAUAUGUGUAGUGAAUGGGCUGAGGGUACUGGGGGCUUUUACGUUCGUGAUAAGACCAGAGACUCUAAGCUCUAUCUUGUUACAGCUCGCCAUGUUGUACUCCCAACGCGCCCAGACGAUACGGUCUAUGAGCAGAAGCGCUCCAGUCAGCCUUAUGACAAAAUUGCCCUUUUCAGUAGUACCGCCUUCAUCAACUAUCUUGAACGGAUCACGACAGCGAUUGCACGAAAACAGAUGGUCCAAACAUUUCAAGCACGAGUUGUUGAGUCUCUGAGGGGAUCCGAGGAAAUCGUUUCUUGUUCAGCCACAACGAAUCUAGCAUCCCAGGAGGCUCUCCUACAAGAGGCUACUGAGGCGAUUGAGGCUAUGAAGAUACUUUACAAAAAUGUAGUAAAGAGUUGGGACACCAUUGAGAAUCGGAUUAUUGGCCACCUCCGCUUCUCCCCCCCCACUCCAAUAUUGUGCUGGGUCAGCUGGGUAUACCCAGGACUACGCCGUGAUCGAGCUCGACAAAUCGAAGAUCAAUGAUGCCACUUUUGCUGGCAAUGCGAUUGACCUAGGGACUCAGAUAACCCCCGAUGAAUUUACAUGUCUGAUGUUUCCUAAUCGUACAGGCCGGCACGACUUCAAGUACCCAGUCAACCGUCUCUUCCCAGUGCGAGGUGUGGUCCCGGAUGACGAGAUGCACCGCCCAACGAUGGUGGACCAGCAGGACAAUGCAUGCCUUAUUGUCAUGAAGCGUGGAAUCAGUACUGCACUAACCAUCGGCCGUGCCACCAAUCUUGUUUCUUACACCCGUAAUUACAGUGACGGCAGUGAAGCCACCUCCACUGAAUGGGCAAUAUUAA
Tuber aestivum (summer truffle) is the source of this 1376-nucleotide messenger RNA. The record is from the annotation of a GenBank genome assembly. NCBI's taxonomy places the organism in Eukaryota, Fungi, Ascomycota, Pezizomycetes, Pezizales, Tuberaceae.